This is a messenger RNA of Phyllotreta striolata, 1956 nucleotides long. The record is from the annotation of a GenBank genome assembly. NCBI's taxonomy places the organism in Eukaryota, Metazoa, Arthropoda, Insecta, Coleoptera, Chrysomelidae.
AAAAAACAAACGUCUUAUUUUAAGGUUAUGUUGAAGCGAUGUUAAGCCCCAAAAAUGAAUAUAUUUAAAGUUUUCAAAGCAAUUCGUUUUAUCGAGAAAUCGACAACUAUUUCAAAUUGUUCCCAACUACGUUUCGCAUCGGUAAAAACAAAAAUCAAUAAUAUAGACAAAUCAACGAAACCCGAUUCGGAAUGUACCGAAGAAGAGGUGCUGGUGAAAUUGAAAACGGAUCCGGACACGUUCGGCAGUCCUUCCGUAGACGAAACACUAAUGGACGAUGAUCUAAAAGAAGAAAUGCAUUUCAUCCAACAAUCAUUACCCACGCAAAAACUGAGAAUAAAAGCCUACGCUGACAUGAUCACAGGCUUGAUACGCAAGAGGAAAAUCAAAGAAGCGAUAGACGUAUUGGAAGUCAGAAUGCUGAAGGAGGAUAAAGUAAAGCCGGAAGGUUACAUUUACAAUCUACUAUUGGGGGCUUGCGGUAGGCUCGGUUACACGAAGAAAGCCUUUAUGCUUUACAACGAUAUGAAACGAAGAGGUAUGAAUGUAAUGGGCGGCACGUACACUGCCUUAUUCAAUGCUUGUGCUAACAGUCCUUGGCCUCUUACUGACGGUUUAUCCAGAGCAAAUCAUUUAAGAAAUCUAUUAAUCGAGAAAGGAUACGAGCCCAACGAUACUAAUUACAAUGCCAUGAUCAAAGCGUUCGGUAGAUGCGGUGAUCAUCUUACAGCGUUUUCCAUCGUAGACGAAAUGUUAUCGAAGGGUAUGACUAUCAAGGAUGAUACGUUUAAUUUUCUAUUACAAGCUUGCAUUACGGAUAAAGAAGCUGGUUUCAGACACGCUCUGCUCGUUUGGAGAAAACUCCUCGAGAAAAACGUUAAUCCGACCAUAUACACAUUCAAUUUGUUGCUGAGAACCGUUAGGGAUUGUGGAAUUGGAGAUGUAGAAGUAACUAAAGAUGUUAUCGAAUCUAUUUGCAACAAACACAAUCUCUUAACUAACGGUAAUAGUGAUAAACUAAUUGAAAACCAACGAACCGAAAGCGUAGCUGUUUGUGCCGCAAACAUCAGGCCGAAUCUGCUAGCCCACGCUCCACAUAUGGGAAACGUCGUUAGUUUAACGGAGAUUAAAGAACCGGAACAUAGACUUUUACUUUUGGGAGGAUGCAAUGGGUUUUUAGAUAUCAUGAAGCAUUACGAUUGUAAACCGGACGUUAAAACGUUCUCGCAGCUGUUAAACUGCCUUCCCGGUACUAUUACAGCUGAAAAAGAGUUAUUGAACCACAUGAAAAAGGCCAACGUCAAACCCGACUUGGAUUUCUUCAACAUGCUGUUAAAAAAACGAAGUUUGAGACACGACUAUAACAGUGCAAAGGAAGUGCUAGAGUUGAUGAGCAAGCACCGAUACAAACCGAAUUUAUUCACGUACGGAAUCCUAGCCCUUGGCUGCACCACCAAAAACGAGGCAAUCGAGUUACUGGACGAAAUGAAAGCGAAAAGUUACACCUUAAAUACCGCGAUAUUGGGCGCGAUGCUGCACCAGGCGUGCUACCAUUUCAAUUAUGUAUACGUUUUGUUCGUAAUGGAGGAAUGUAUAAAGUCAAACGUUCAACCUAAUCCGAAAUUCAUGAAGACCCUCGAAGAAUUCAAAGCCACGUCGCAAGCUCUAUAUAAAGAAGACAAACUGAAUAAGAAUCUCCACAAACACUUUGGGAUAUUCAAACGCAGGUAUAAAACGUGGUUGCAGGAAGUAGAAGUGGACGAAUCGGAGAACGAGCAUCCUUGGAAACAAUUCAGGGAGCCCCAACAGCAGGAGUACAAAUACAAAUCGAGCGAUUCGGAUACGGCUCGUUUUAAAGCUCGCCAUACGUCCUUAUUCAAAGUUAAAACUGUUAAUACUAACGUAAAGCCAAGUAAAUAAUAGUAAUGAGAAUAGCAUUUGAAAUUUAAUCAAAAU